Molecule: messenger RNA, 1890 nt
Organism: Nicotiana attenuata
Lineage: Eukaryota; Viridiplantae; Streptophyta; Magnoliopsida; Solanales; Solanaceae
Exons: 5
Coding region: 1-1890 (629 amino acids)
Molecular function (GO): nucleic acid binding
Source: RefSeq, a predicted model, not a curated record
AUGAAGGAUUUAUGGGAUGAAUUAGAUGUGUUGGUGCCUCUGUCUUCAUGUGACUGUGAGGAGGCUAGACCUUCAAUUGAACAUUUAAGAUCACAACGUGUACUACAGUUUCUUAUGGGAUUAAAUGAAACUUACAGUAACAUAAGGAGUAAUGUACUAGCAAAGAGACCUGUUGUGACUGUUAAUGAAGCUUAUGCAAUAGUUACUCAAGAAGAAAGCCAAAGAGCCCUAGGAGUGGUAGAUGCACAUAAGGAACCACUCACUAUGUUAGCAGGAAAAAGUACAGAUUUUGAGAUAAUUGGCUAUCCAGCUGAUUUUAAGAGCAAGAAGAAAAACCAGACUGGAGGAGGAAAGGUCUAUGCCAACAGUGUGAAUGUGAAUAAUGAGGAAAAUAAGGUAGCAGCCGUUCAGGUAAUAUAUACAAGAGCAACUCAUCAUGUCACAUAUACUAAGGAUAUUCUGAGUAAUAUGAGAAGAACUAAUGAUCAAGGAAGGAGUAAAGUGCAAUCGCCCACAGGAAAUAAGGCACAAAUAACUCACACUGGGGAAGCAUCUAUACUGGGAAAUAAGACAGUUAAAAAUAUCUUAUAUGUACCAUAUUUUAAAUUCAAUCUGUUGUUUGUGUCAAAGCUCACCAAAGAUCUCAGUUUCCUAGCCACAUUCUUUCCUGAUUUUUGUAUGUUUACGGAUCUUUACAGUGGCAAGGUGACGGGGAUUGGUAGAGAACACAAUGGAUUAUACUUGCUGAAGAAGAACAUAACAGUAGCUGUAGGAGGUUUCUUGGUGAAUAAAAGGGCUGAAAGUAAACUCUGGCACCUGAGAUUAGGCCAUGCAUAUCUGAAGUCAAUGCAGCAUAUCCCAGAAUUGAGGAAUAAAGUGGACAUGCAGAAUGGCACAGUGGAGAGGAAACACAGACAUAUCCUAGAAGUUGCAAGGGCACUAUUGUUUCAAAGCUCAGUGCUAAUGAGAUUCUGGGGUGAUUGUGUGAGGAAAGCAACAUACUUGAUUAAUAAAUUGCCCAUAAGAGUGUUGCAAGGGAAAUGUCCAUAUGAAAUACUGCAUAACAAACCAGCAAAGAUAGAGCACCUAAGGGUGUUUGGUUGUUUGUGUUUUGCAAGCAACUUACCAGGUGGUGACAAAUUCAGUCCAAGAGCAAGAAAGUCAGUUAUUAUAGGAUACUAUGAGACACAAAAGGGGUACAGUUUAUUUGACUUGGAUGCUAGAAAAGUGUUCAUCAGUAGAGAUGUGUCAUUCAGAGAACAAGCAUUUCUUUUCAAGGAAGGAACUCAAAUCACUGAAGAUUUGUUUCCAUGUGAGCCUCUCAUACCAAAUGAUUCUUUACCUGAACACUCACUGCAGAGUUCUUCUAGUGAGGUUCAGAUCACCCCUGAGGAAUCAAACUCCUCCACAGCACAUGAUCAAGUUGAAGCAGCCCAGGCACCAUCAGGCACAAAUCCAAUUCCAAGCCAGUCACUUACUGAACAUGUGGCUUCUGAAACAGCUGAUGUCAGAAAAUCUAGCAGGACCACAAGGCCCUCCAUAUGGCUGAAAAAUUAUGUGACAAGCUCAAACACUCAAAAACAUCCCUAUUGCAUUUCCAACAGUGUCUCAUAUUCUCAUUUGUCACCACAUUAUCAAGCUUACUUGGGAAUGUUCUCUUCAACAGUUGAACCAAAGAGCUUUAUGGAAGCAUGUCAGGACCCAAACUGGGUAGAAGCUAUGCCACAAGAGAUCAAGGUUCUUGAAGAUAAUGCAACAUGGAGCAUUGCUGAUCUGCGUGCAGGAAAGAGGGCUAUAGGAUCCAAGUGGGUGUUUAAGAUAAAGUAUAAAGAAAAUGGGGAAAUAGAAAGGUACAAGGCUAGAUUAAUAGCAAAGGGUUAUACACAGUAA